UUUACAGUCUGCGCAAUGCAAUCUGGGAGGAAUGGAAACAACUUCAAUCCUUUCGCCACCAUUGAUUGGAUGGCGUAUCAAGGAGCACCCCCCGAGGGAAUGACGGGAAGAAUCAAAAUGACAAAAUGGUGGUCAGGAACGAAUUGUGCAGAUGUGACGUUUCGAAAGGACAAGUUUAAGGAUUCACCAGUUGUUCUUGUCACAUCUGAUCACCAAAGAAGUGGAAAGGAACACGACGCUGCGUUUAUCUGGACAGAAGAUGUAACCAAGAACUCGUUCAAGGCUUGUUUGCGGGAGCUACAAAACUUUGACGGCAAGCAUCAGGACAUUUAUGUGACCUGGUUGGCCUUUGCUAGGCUGCAUAAACCGUUCUUCACUGAAUAUGGCUCUGUAAACUUUGCAAACACAAAUCCGCCAAGAGAUGAAGACAACAAUGCCUACUGCGAGUUUGUGCACUUUACACGAAGUUACAAUGCAACACCAUCUGUCCAAAUAUCUGCCACUCACAGCACAACAGCAAGUGGAAACUUGGCACCAGUUCACAACGGUAUUUCUACGUGGAUUGAGAACAUGAAUGUGUCUGGAUUCAGAGUAUGUGUCAAGGAAUUGUACGAAACCAGAUAUGAUCCUGUUUCAGUGAGUUAUGCAAUCCUCACAGACAUCUGUGAUCCCGGAUGGAGCUACUUCAAUGGAUUCUGUUAUUUCACAAGUGAUACCUGUACAGAUUGGACCACACCAGUAACGAAAUGUAGACAAUAAAACUCAGUCCUUAUUGAUGUCAACAACAAUGAAGAAAAUGUUUACAUACAGCACCUCCACGAUGGAGAUAAAUCCUGGCUGGGGUUGAAUGACAGAUCAAAAGAGGGCAAUUUUAGUUGGGUUGAUCGUGGACAUGGAAACUUUACAUCCUGGGCCGAGAAUCAGCCGAAUAAUUUCAUAAAAGAAGACUGUGUACUUGCGCUCGGUAUGAAACGCGACUAUGAAUGGAAGGACGUGCAGUGCAGUGAUUGUCACGGUUCACUUGUAAGAAAGAUUUAAAUGAAUGUCAAAAGGAAUGGAAUUACUGUUACAGCCUUGAAAUGUGUUUCAAUGAACGUGGCUCGCACAAAUGCAAAUGUGGC
Molecule: messenger RNA, 1121 nt
Organism: Stylophora pistillata
Lineage: Eukaryota; Metazoa; Cnidaria; Anthozoa; Scleractinia; Pocilloporidae
Source: RefSeq, a predicted model, not a curated record